UAAAUGUUGACCUUCAGUUGACUAUUUGGACGGAUUACCGUGAUAAUUUUAAAUCAAACAGUUUUGCAGAAUUCAUUGUUUUACUGCUGAAGAUAUUUCAUGACUGGCAACGUUUUACACCUUGAUAACAACAGCUACAAUUAGUGUACUCUACUACCUACCACAAUAACACAGUCGAUUAUGUAUAAUGUGAACACAUCAACGUAUUCUCCAUAUAACCAUAAUCUUAUUAUUUGAAAAUUACCGUUAAUGGAUCCGUUCCGUUUUGUCAAUGAAUUCUAUAGAUUAAAUCUAACAACAAGAUUAUCAAACUAUGGUUACAUAUAUUAUGCUGAUCUUUAUUCUUCAAAUUCAUUCAUUUUGGAUAUUUUAAUCAGUUUACUAUGUAUUGGUGGUAUUCUGUCAAAUUCUCUUUUGUUUAUCGCCCAUAUAUGUGCUAUAUUGUAUGCUAAGAAGCAUCUGUAUCAAGUGCCUUAUCCGACAUAUCUACAGAAAGUGUAUAAAUGUUCAUUUUAUCGCCGAUGUAUGCGUCGAUUAUAUUUAAUAUUUUGUAAAUGGCCAGUAUCCUAUAUUGUUCUGCCAAUUACUUCGUGUUUACAAUGUUUGUUUUGUUAUGAAUGCAAAAGUAACGUUAACAAAAUAAUGACAACAAAGCAUACUAACGCUACAAUUACAACAACUGCUAACAUUAAUACUAUAACUACCUCUCAAAGUACACUUAUUCCACUGUCAACAGAAAAUCACAAUAGUAUGAUAUCCGUUAAUAAUAAUGUAGUAAUUGAUAUGAAGUUUGAAGUGCAUUGGCCCGGUGUUUCAAUUCUCAAACCUUUAUCUGGUAGAGAUCCAAAUUUGGAAAAUAAUUUAUUAUCAUUUUUUCGAAUGAAUUAUCCUACAUUUGAAUUACUAUUUUGUAUAACCGAUAAAGAAGAUCCAGCCUAUGAACUUGCUGAACGCUUAAUUACACAGUAUCCACAUGUUGAUGCACAAAUUAUCAUAGCCAAAGACUUGUUCGGUAUCAAUCCAAAGAUUAAUAAUUUGCAAGCUGGCUAUGAGGUUUCCAAGUAUUCGUUGUUAUUGAUAUCAGAUUCAGGUUUGUGGAUGUGUUCAGAUGCAUUGAUGGAUAUGGUAUCAUCAUUAGGAGUGAAUCCGAAAGUUGGACUCAUCCAUCAAGUGCCUUAUAUGAAGCCAUAUAAUGGAAUUUUACCAUCUACACGAGACACAAAUAUUGUAUUGCUUCCAGAUCGCCCUAAACAUAACAUUUAUAAUAAUGCCUAUGAAAGAUCAAUAAGUGAAAGAAAAUCAAUAGAUUCAGGAUAUAUUCCAACCGUUUGUGAACAACCAUCAUUUACCUGGGUUGUACAGUUGGUGUUUUUUUCAUGUUGGCAUGCAAAAGUCUAUUUACUUGCUUCAUUUCUUAAUGUGAAUUGUGUAACUGGUAUGUCAUGUUUACUACGUAAGUCAACAUUAAGUGAUUCCGGUGGUUUUAAACAAUUUGGCUGUUAUCUAGCAGAAGACUUUUUCCUUACAAAGUAUAUAUCUAGUCAAGGUUGGAAAAUAUCUUUAUCUCAUCAACCAGCUUGGCAAAAUUCACCAUCUCCUUGUUUAUAUCAAUUUUAUUUAAGAAUAUUACGUUGGUCACAGUUAAGAUUAAGUAUGGCACUUUUGAGUUUUGUAUUUGAACCAUUCACAAGAUGUCUGCCGAAUGCUUUAUUGGGAGCUUUUACGUUUGCUUAUAUUUUUCCAAAUUUCAUUGAUCCAGGUGUUUAUUUUAUGUGUUAUGUCCUGAUAUGGUUUUUGUUAGAUUAUAUAUUAUUACGUCAAAUUUAUCCGCCGGCAACUCCAAUGUGUAUUACAAAAUUAGAGUAUCUUGUAGCUUGGUUAUUUUCUGAAUUGUUGGCUUUUCCACUGCAUUUAACCGCAAUUUGUUUUCGUGAAGUACGUUGGCGUGAUAAACGAUUUCGUAUACGAUGGGGUGGGAUAUCCGAACGAAUUGAACAACAAAAUUUCAUGUAAAUUAAAAAUAAGUUCUGUUGGAUAUGUGAAUUUUUUUUAAAAAAGCAACAACACUACAAUGUAGAUUAUCAAUCUAUUGGUGUAUUAUUUAUUUCUGUUAUUUUGAACACUAAAUCUUCUUUUUUCACUUCAAAAUGACUUUAUUUUAGGGAUUGAAACUUUUAUCUUCGAUAUAUGUAAACACUAUUACUUCGGUUUAUCUUCCCGUCUUUGUCUACAUUCUUGUUGUUAUUUUUUAUUGUGGUUAAUAAUAAUGAGACCUAAAAGAUUGUAAAUAUAUAAAU
Schistosoma turkestanicum is the source of this 2297-nucleotide messenger RNA. Lineage: Eukaryota; Metazoa; Platyhelminthes; Trematoda; Strigeidida; Schistosomatidae. The record is from the annotation of a GenBank genome assembly.